This is a messenger RNA of Ordospora colligata OC4, 1371 nucleotides long. RefSeq lists its product as uncharacterized. The coding region runs from base 1 to 1371 and encodes 456 amino acids. The record is from RefSeq and is a predicted model, not a curated record. The transcript has a single exon. Lineage: Eukaryota; Fungi; Microsporidia; Ordosporidae.
AUGAGAUGCAUAGCAGAAUAUGCAGUAAGUGCAGAUAUGCUUAUUAAUCAACCAUUGUUGAAUGUGCUUGUUGAGAAUCGGUAUAUUAUGUUGCCAGCCGAGUAUUCAUGCAUGUUCUAUAUCCGCCAAGGAUUUCUUUGGUAUACAUCUAAUAAGAUUCUGAAAGUGGAUGAAAGUUCAGUUGCAGUGCAUGAAUCUAAGAUGUUCGUGAUACAAGAGACACUAAAGGUUUAUGAACUACCUUUACAUGGAUUAGUAAAUAAUUUUAAGGUAUAUGUGAAUGGUUCAGAGAUUGUUUGUUCUGAAGAUGGCAGGAGAUACAUGCUUCCACCUGGAAUAUUCUCUGAAGUUAUGGAUGUACUCGUUGAUGAUCAAAAUGCAUGGAUCUGGACAAAUGAAGAGUAUAAUGGAAAGAGAUGUUUAGUACAACACCAUUACAUUAUUGAUAGAAACCUUCUACAAGAAUGUGAAGUGAAGAUAUAUUGCAGCUGCUCGAAUGAUUUUGUGAUGAUUAGAGACGUUUGUGUUCGAAGCAAGUCGAGUAUAUGCAUGCCUAUAAUGGUACGCAGUAAGAUUGUUGCAAAACAGGUACUGAUGAUGGUUUUGACAGCAGAUGUUGUUUACAUGGAGUAUUCAGGGAGGAUAAGUUCGAAAGCAUAUGACGAUACAGUUUAUGAUAUAGAUAUUGAUGCAUAUGAACUACUUACACUUGAUAAUAAUAUGGACUUAUUUGAUCUGUACAUAGCGAUUUUUAUGCAAUACGACAUUGAAGCAUGUGUCGAUCCAAAUGAGUGCUUGAAUGAUGAAAAUAAUGCUAUGAAUAUCCACUUACAGGCGAAGAUUGAGAAGUAUCUUUUUGAGGAGUUUGUACUUGGAAGCAUGGGAGAUAGAAUGGUGGCGGGAAUGGUUAGAAAGUAUGGUAAGCAUGGGAUGGAGAUUAUUCUAUGUAGGUUGUAUAGAAAGGUUGAUGAUAGUGGAAAGCAAAUGCUUGAGCAAUGGGUUCGAGAUGUGCAUGCGCUUGAUGCAUUGAAGCUGAUUGUAAUAUAUUUUCCUAUGGAAAUUGAAAGAUACAUCCAGAUGUGUAUUGAUGAGCAUAGAGAGUACGAGAUUAAUGAUCUAAUUGAGCAUUAUAGGGGAAGUGACAUGAUGGACGUGCUUGCAAGUAUUCUACUCGAAAAAAACUGCCUUUAUCACUUUUGCAUGUGUAGACCUGAGUACAGCACGAUGUUUGGAGACUUUACACUGGUGGAGAAGUACAACAUCCAAGCACAGAGGAAUAGAUGGAUUGAGAAAUGUUUGGGUUUGAAUAAAGCAAAAGUUAGCCCUGAAGUAGCAUACAGAGAAGGAAAGGAUGAAAAGCAAGCAUUAUGA